GCGGCGGCGGGGAGGGGAGAGGCUCUGAGAGGCGAGGCCGUGUGAGGCGGCGAGGGCGGCCCGACGGGCGCGGGACGGGACGGGGCAGCGCGGGCGCCGGGAGCCACGGCCCGGAGUCGGGGUGCCUUGCCCCGGGCCCCCCAGCAUGAAGACCCCGGCGGACACAGGGUUUGCCUUCCCGGAUUGGGCCUACAAGCCGGAAUCGUCCCCUGGCUCGAGGCAGAUCCAGCUGUGGCACUUUAUUCUGGAGCUGCUAAGGAAGGAAGAGUACCAGGGUGUUAUCGCCUGGCAGGGCGACUAUGGGGAGUUCGUCAUCAAGGACCCCGACGAGGUAGCUCGGCUUUGGGGUGUCCGAAAGUGCAAACCCCAGAUGAACUAUGACAAGCUGAGCCGGGCCCUUCGCUAUUAUUAUAAUAAACGCAUUCUGCACAAGACCAAGGGGAAACGGUUCACCUACAAGUUCAACUUCAACAAACUGGUGCUGGUUAAUUAUCCUUUCAUCGAUGUGGGGUUGGCUGGGGGUGCGGUGCCACAGAGUGCCCCUCCAGUGCCAUCGGGCGGCAGCCACUUCCGCUUCCCUCCCUCAACGCCCUCCGAGGUGCUCUCCCCCACCGAGGACCCCCGCUCACCACCGGCCUGCUCUUCAUCAUCAUCCUCACUCUUCUCAGCUGUGGUGGCCCGCCGUCUGGGCCGAGGCUCAGUCAGUGACUGUAGUGAUGGCACCUCAGAGCUGGAAGAACCACUGGGAGAGGACCCCCGGGCACGACCACCUGGCCCUCCGGAGCUGGGUGCUUUCCGAGGGCCCCCUCUGGCCCGCCUGCCCCAUGACCCUGGUGUCUUCCGUGUCUACCCCCGACCCCGGGGUGGCCCUGAGCCCCUCAGUCCCUUUCCUGUAUCACCUCUAGCUGGGCCUGGCUCCCUGCUACCCCCUCAGCUCUCACCGGCUUUGCCCAUGACACCCACUCACCUGGCCUACACACCUUCUCCCACCCUGAGUCCUAUGUACCCCAGUGGUGGCCCCAGUGGCUCAGGUGGAGGCUCCCACUUUUCCUUUAGCCCUGAGGACAUGAAGCGGUACCUGCAGGCCCACACCCAAAGCGUCUACAACUACCACCUCAGCCCCCGCGCCUUCCUGCACUACCCUGGGCUGGUGGUGCCCCAGCCACAGCGCCCUGACAAGUGCCCGCUGCCGUCCAUGGCACCUGAGACCCCACCAGUCCCUUCCUCAGCCUCGUCAUCCUCUUCCUCCUCCUCUUCCCCAUUCAAGUUUAAGCUCCAGCCGCCCCCACUAGGACGCCGCCAGAGGGCAGCUGGGGAGAAGGCUGCAGGAGGCGCUGACCAGAGCAGUGGCAGCAGCACUGGCGGGCUGGCUGAGGGGGCGGGGACACUGGCCCCACCACCACCACCACCACCACAGAUCAAGGUGGAACCUAUCUCAGAAGGAGAAUCAGAGGAGGUGGAGGUGACUGACAUCAGCGAUGAGGAUGAGGAAGAUGGGGAGGUGUUCAAGACGCCCCGUGCCCCACCUGCACCCCCCAAGCCCGAGCCUGGCGAGGCACCUGGGGCAGCCCAGUGCAUGCCCCUCAAGCUGCGCUUUAAGCGGCGCUGGAGUGAAGACUGUCGCCUCGAGGGGGGUGGGGGCCCUGCUGGGGGCCUUGAGGAUGAGGGUGAGGACAAGAAGGUUCGUGGGGAUGGGCCUGGGGAGGCUGGGGGUCCCCUCACUCCAAGGCGGGUGAGUUCUGACCUCCAGCAUGCGACAGCCCAGCUUUCCCUUGAGCAUCGAGAUUCCUGAGGGCUGUGGGAAGGGGGCCCAGCUUCCCCCCACUCCCCGUGCUUUUGCUGCCUUAACCCCCCCAAAGCCCUGGAGGUGAGGGCAGCUCUCUAGUCUUCUCCCUGCCUCCUCCCUCUCCUCCCCAUAUUUUGUAUAAAACUUUAAUUUCUUUUUUUUUUUU
This is a messenger RNA of Sciurus carolinensis (gray squirrel), 1952 nucleotides long. RefSeq names its product ETS2 repressor factor (gene Erf). The record is from RefSeq and is a predicted model, not a curated record. Gene Ontology annotation, biological process: cell differentiation; regulation of transcription by RNA polymerase II. The coding region runs from base 146 to 1792 and encodes 548 amino acids. Gene Ontology annotation, molecular function: sequence-specific DNA binding; DNA-binding transcription factor activity, RNA polymerase II-specific. NCBI's taxonomy places the organism in Eukaryota, Metazoa, Chordata, Mammalia, Rodentia, Sciuridae. Gene Ontology annotation, cellular component: nucleus. The transcript has 4 exons.